UUGCAAUCCGCAAUAGACUAACUCACUAGCCCUGCUUUUCUAGACAUCUAAAAGUAUAACCUUAACCCUCCCUAUAAUGAAGCAGAUUAUGUCCAACUCGCAGAUUCAAAAUCCGAAUUGACAUGGCGGCCGAACAACUAUUUCAAUAAAACCAUAUGAAUUCUUGCGUUUCGCGAAGUUUGUUUCUUUUUUUCUCAUUAAAUUUGAUUCCUAGAUUGUGUAGUUCUCAAGCUGAUCCUCUUACUCGUAAAAAAAGUAUCAACGAUUUGCUUUUCUUUUAGACGUAUUUGCAUCGGAUUGGUUUACCAACUCCACUCGAUAGAGAAAAGUUACUACCCAAAAAAGAACAAUACAAAUGCAAUAAAAUUCCCCAAUAUCUAUGCAUUACAUAAAAAAAUAUGAUUCUGUUUUUUUUGGUUGUCUAUCUUUCAAUACUUCAAAAAAGUUUUAUUAAGGCGAUUUGUCUUUUCCCGAAUAGGAAUUUGAGUGAAAAACAAUCGUCUCUUUUUAUUUCCACUAAUAUCAAAUCGGCGAAUAUUGUUCCCACCAUUCUUAUCUCCUUGUCGUCAUUGGGAAUAAUUUAAAUGGGAUCGCUUUAAUAAUCUCUAUAGUUUAUAUUUUUCCAACAUUGGCGUCUUCGUUGAAGCUUUCCACAAAUCUCAAAUCUGUUUGGAGGAGACUCUCAAAUGUAUCCUUCUCUCGACGAUGAUGAUUUCGUCUCUGAUUUGUUUUGCUUCGAUCAAAGUAAUGGAGCAGAACUUGAUGAUUACACACAAUUUGGUGUAAAUUUGCAGCCUGAUCAAGAAGAUACCUUUCCAGAUUUUGCGUCAUAUGGUGUGAAUUUGCAGCAGGAUCCAGAAGAAGUCUUUAGUAUUGGAGCUGCUCAAUUGGAUUUGUCGUCGUAUAAUGGAGUUUUGUCGCAAGAGCCUGAACACGUAGGGCAGAAAGAUUGUGGAAUUGUGCAGGAAGAUGAAGUAGAGAUCAAUUCUGGUUCAUCUGGUGGAGCUGUUAAGCAAGAACAGGAACAUUUAGAUGACGAUUGCUCGCGGAAGCGGGCAAGGACUGGAUCGUGUAGCAGAGGUGGAGGAACCAAAGCGUGUCGUGAAAGAAUGAGGAGGGAGAAGCUAAAUGAGAGGUUCAUGGAUUUGAGCUCGGUUUUGGAGCCUGGGAGGACUCCAAAGACAGAUAAACCGGCUAUACUCGAUGAUGCAAUCCGUAUAUUGAAUCAACUUAGAGAUGAAGCUCAUAAACUUGAAGAAACGAACCAGAAGCUUUUAGAGGAGAUCAAGAGUCUCAAGGCAGAGAAGAACGAGCUGAGGGAGGAAAAGCUGGUGUUGAAGGUGGAUAAAGAGAAAACGGAACAACAAUUAAAGUCUAUGACGGUUCCAUCUUCAGGGCUCAUGCCUCAGAUUCCAGCUGCAUUUAGCCACAACAAAAUGGCUGUUUACCCGAGUUACGGUUACAUGCCAAUGUGGCAUUAUAUGCCUCAAUCGGUUCGUGACACAUCUCGUGACCAAGAACUCAGGCCUCCUGCUGCUUAAACUCUCAAUUGUUUUUUUGGUACCCAUAGGGAAUUUAUAGAGAUCUCUGAAUCACUUGGUUUAGGAUUCUUCCGUUUGGCAAGUGUAAACGCUUUACUCUUGAUCUUGGGUUGUAUUUUUAAUAUAAAAUAAAUAUAACUCCAGAAACUUGUGAUUUUUCUUGUAUCUUGUAGAUUUAUGCAUAGAGACUUUUGACUGUGU
Messenger RNA from Arabidopsis lyrata subsp. lyrata, 1742 nucleotides. Its product is annotated as transcription factor bHLH104. Bases 687 to 1541 code for a protein of 284 amino acids. The record is from RefSeq and is a predicted model, not a curated record. Gene Ontology annotation, molecular function: DNA-binding transcription factor activity; protein dimerization activity. Lineage: Eukaryota; Viridiplantae; Streptophyta; Magnoliopsida; Brassicales; Brassicaceae. Gene Ontology annotation, biological process: regulation of DNA-templated transcription; intracellular iron ion homeostasis. The transcript is spliced from 5 exons.